UGUUUGCCUAAAAGCAAACAACCGAAAAAGGCCUAAAUUAAUUAAUUAGUUUUUAUGCAAGCCGAAAGUACCCAAAUAUCUGUAGACCAGAUUGGGGCACACAAAAAAACCGUUUAAAUCUCCCAAAAUAAUGCAAAAUUACCUCAAGAGCACCCAAAAAAAACUAACAAGAUACCUUGCUUUUAAUCACUCCAACAUGGCUUUUUUUUUCUGAACCAAGCCAUUUGGCACCAGCAAAAAAAAAAGAAAAAACAACAAAAAUAAUCAAAAAUCAAUAGGCCACCAGAAAAUGGGCACAUAAGAAAACUGUUGAAGGUCCAAAAUCAAACAUAAUUACAUUAAAAGCACCAAAAAAAAAAAAGAAAACAUACCAAAUCCAUUGUUUUUAAACAUUCCAAAAUAAGUGUUUCAAUUACUGGACCAGACCAAUUAUUGGCGCAUACAGAAAUCAUUUAAAAACGAUCAAAAAAUGAUAAACAUGUGAAACGGCCGAAAAAAUUAUUAUUCAAAUUCCUCUGUUUUCAACAACACAUAAUGUCAAUUUUUUUUUCUAGAGUAGGAUGUUGAAAAUUAAAAAAAAAAUCUUAUAAAAACCAUGGAAAUUAGUCCUAAAAGUUAUUAAAGUAAUUGAAAAGAAGCUCAAAGUCCUUGAUUUUUAGACACUCCAAAAUGGUUUUUCAUCAUUUUGAGAUUUAGGGUUCGCCACUCCAGACCUUAGAUUUUUAUCUGUAUUCCAUAGAAUUCUAUUAAAAUCCCUAAUUCCAUAGACUUCCCAAAAUAUCAUUUCAUUUCUGAACCAAUAUGAAAUUUUUGGGAAAACAGCUAAAUUAGUAGGAUUCUACCCUGUUUUUUCGUGUGCCCAAUUUUUGGUGAUCUUCAGAUUUUGGGGUGCAUAAAAAUUAAUGCUUUUUGAGAGGGUUUAGGCUUUUUUCGGUUGUUUGCUUUUGGGCAAACAGCUAAAUUUAGGAUUCUACCCUGUUUUUAAGACGCCAAAUGCCCUGCUGGUCCAGAAGUAACAUUUUACAUCCUAUACUUAAAAACCUUGACCAAACGAAGCGACUCUAUUUAAUCAGUGACUUCCGUUAAAAUGGCCGAAAUACAAAUCGCUCCCAAGUACACAAUCGGCAAUAAUCGCCCAACUUUUAUCAUCGCAGAAAUUGGCCAAAAUCAUCAAGGUGAUGUAAACACUGCCAAAAAAUUAAUCCGACUCGCGAAGGAAAGUGGAGCUGAUUGUGUUAAAUUUCAAAAAACUUGUCUUACUGAAAAAUUCAACAAAACAGCCUUAACCAGGCCCUACCCUGGCGCCAAUUCAUGGGGGCCAACUUACGGCGAACACAAAAAAUUUCUGGAAUUUUCAAACGAGCAGUUUCGCGAAUUGCAGAGUUUUGCCAACGAAAUUGAUAUUUUAUUCACAGCGUCUGCAAUGGAUUUGCAAUCUUUACGAUUUCUUGCUUCCUUGAAAGUCCCUUUUAUUAAAAUUGGAUCUGGUGAUUCUAAUAAUUUGUUAUUGAUUAAAGAAGCUGCAGCAACAAAAAUACCUCUUGUUAUAUCAACAGGAAUGCAAGAGAUGCAAGGUGUUAGGGCCACUUACGAGUGUGUCACCCAAUAUCACAAAAACUUUGCUCUUCUUCACUGCGUUUCUGCAUAUCCGACGCCUCUUGAAGACAUAAAUCUUGAAGUUAUUAAUCUGUAUAAAAAGGAAUUUCCUGAUAUUGUGAUUGGUUAUUCAGGACAUGAGCUUGGGAUUGAUGUCAGUGUAGCUGCUGUGGCGUUAGGGGCAAAAAUUAUUGAACGUCAUAUAACACUUGAUAAAAGACAGAAAGGGUCUGACCAUCAAUGUUCAUUAGAACCACAAGAACUGAAGCUUUUGAUUAAAAAGAUAAGGGAGUUGGAAAUCGCCUUGGGUAAACCUGUGAAGGUUUUCCAACCUUCAGAACAUCCCUGUUAUAACAAGCUUGGAAAAAGUUUAGUAGCCUCAAGAGCCCUACGAAACGGUGAUAUUUUACAACUUGAAAAUAUUAAAAUUAAAGUAGCAGAGCCAAAAGGAAUCGACGCCUCUUUACUCAAAGAUGUGUUAGGCAAACGGGUUAAGGGAGACAUCAAUGAAGAUGGAACAAUUUUAGAAGAAUAUUUAGAAUGAUUUAUUCAUUACAUCACUUACAAUUUACUUUUUUCUUUCAUAUGGCCAUACAUAAAUCGGUGCUCGAUUGCGAUUUCCUCUCCGCACUCGUUUUGGGGGUAAAACGUUCUUCCUAUUCUCCACAUGUUUUUUCAUUUCAAUUUUCUGUUGAAUUACUGAUAAUUCCUUCUCUCUGUUAAUCCUCUUUGCUAAUUCAUUAUAUAAAUGUUUCUUUUUCUUCGUCGCUUCAGCUAAAUCAUCCAGAUUCACGUCAGGCAACUCUUUUUUUGACAGCUGCUCCAAUUUCUUCUUUGUUAAUUCUUCCUUAUCUAUAUUCUUAGUGAAAUAAAUAUGUUUAUUUUUCACGUCGUGAUCCACGCUUGCUAAAUGCAAUUGUGCUUGAAGUUUUUCAAUUUUCUUCAAUUCUUGCGUCCUUUUCGUCGUGAUAUACUUCAAAUCUUGACUUCGCAUUAACCUUAUUUGUUCUGGUGUAUCUUCAUCUUCAGUUUCUUUUUCAAAAUGCAUGCCAUUUUCCGUUUUUGAGUUGAUCAUGUGGUGGUAAAACUCAUCAGGAUUUUUGUUGAGAGCCCUUUUACGUAGGAGUUUGAGGGUUUCUUUCUUUUCAUUGAAAUCUUUGGCUCGCUUGACAUAAUCCUUCUUCUUUUCUAAUAAACCGAGGUGCUUGCGUUCUUCUGGCUGGUGGCGUUCUUUGUGGCUUUUCUGGUGCGCUUUUGCGGCUUUUUUCCAAACCGACAUUUUUAAAAAUCAAUAAUCAGUAACACAUGUGACAAUUAAACCAAAAAACUAACCUCUAAAAUUUGAAUUUUACAACUGUCAACUGGUAAGGUAGACAGCCAAUAAUACAGAGUACAGCAAUGUUGACAAAUGUUUUAUAAUUCAUGAUUAAUGUUUCCUAGGCGUUCAAGUAAUAAUGUAAUACCAGGCGAUAAAUAAAUACGAAGUGUUUUAAUAAAAUUGUACAA
Molecule: messenger RNA, 3102 nt
Organism: Tribolium madens (black flour beetle)
Lineage: Eukaryota; Metazoa; Arthropoda; Insecta; Coleoptera; Tenebrionidae
Gene: NANS
Product: sialic acid synthase
Exons: 3
Coding region: 1088-2140 (350 amino acids)
Biological process (GO): carbohydrate biosynthetic process
Molecular function (GO): N-acylneuraminate-9-phosphate synthase activity
Source: RefSeq, a predicted model, not a curated record